AUGGACGUGGACAUGGACGUGGACGUGGACAUGGACGUGGACAUGGACGUGGACAUGGACGUGGACGUGGACAUGGACAUGGACGUGGACAUGGACGUGGACGUGGACAUGGACAUGGACGUGGACAUGGACGUGGACGUGGACGUGGACGUGGACGUGGACAUGGACGUGGACAUGGACAUGGACGUGGACGUGGACGUGGACGUGGACAUGGACGUGGACGUGGACGUGGACGUGGACGUGGACGUAGACAUGGACGUGGACAUGGACGUGGACUUGGACGUGGACGUGGACUUGGACGUGGACGUGGACAUGGACAAGGACGUAGAAAUGGACGUGGACGUGGACGUGCACAUGGACGUGGACGUGGACGUGGACAUGGACGUGGACGUGGACAUGGACGUGGACGUAGAAAUGGACGUGGACGUGGACGUGGACAUGGACGUGGACGUAGACGUGGACGUGGACGUGGACGUAGACGUGGACGUGGACGUGGACAUGGACGUGGACGUGGACGUAGAAAUGGACGUGGACGUGGACGUGGACGUGGACAUGGCCGUGGACGUAGACGUGGACGUGGACGUGGACGUGGACGUGGACGUGGACAUGGACGUGGACGUAGACGUGGACGUGGACGUGGACGUAGAAAUGGACGUGGACGUGGACGUAGAAAUGGACAUGGACGUGGACGUGGACGUGGACAUGGACAUGGACAUGGCAUGGACGUGGACAUGGACGUGGACGUGGACAUGGACGUGGACGUGGACGUGGACGUGGACAUGGACGUGGACUUGGACGUGGACGUGGACAUGGACGUGGACAUGGACGUAG
Closterium sp. NIES-65 is the source of this 831-nucleotide messenger RNA. The record is from the annotation of a GenBank genome assembly. Lineage: Eukaryota; Viridiplantae; Streptophyta; Zygnematophyceae; Desmidiales; Closteriaceae.